CAACCAAAGUCAGUAUCCACCAUUUUGUUUUUCGGCUGCAACUUUUUGGAAGCCGGAGGGACACAUGAUUGUACAAAUUUGAAGAAUUCAACACUUUAAGAAACCGCGGUACUGACGACAAAAUGAAGUUGACAUCAGCAGGGGGUGUUAUUUCCCUCCUUGAUGAACCAGAUACAAAGCUAAAGAUCUUUGCUCUGGAGAAACUCAAUCUACUUGUGGACGACUUCUGGGCGGAGAUCGCUGAUGCUGUCGAAAAAAUUGAGAUGUUUUAUGAAGACACCACUUUUCCAGAAAGAGAACUAGCUGCACUGGUUGCAUCUAAGGUUUACUAUCAUUUAGGAGCCUUUGAGGAAUCACUGACGUACGCUCUAGGUGCAGGGAAGCUGUUUGACGUGAAUGCAUCCUCCGAAUAUGUAGACACCACAAUAUCCAAAUGCAUCGACCAUUACACCAAGCUGCGUGUGCACAACUUGGAGCACGUGGACGACCCUAAAGACAUUGACCCACGUCUGGAGAACGUCGUGGACAGGAUGUUCCAGCGUUGCUAUGACGACAUGGAGUUCAAGCAGGUGGUCGGGAUCGCGUUGGAGACGCGGCGGAUCGACUCCUUUGAGAAGGCCAUCAUGAAAGCGGAUGAUGUUGGCGGUAUGCUCAGUUACAGUCUGAAAGUCGUCUUGGCGCUCCUCCAACAAAGACAGUUCAGAAAUGAGGUUUUACGCAUUCUCCUGCGUCUGUACAUGAACCUGGCAGUACCAGACUACAUCAACGUCUGCCAGUGCCUCAUCUUUCUUGACGAUGCCCAAGCUGUCGCAGACAUCCUCAGCAAACUCCUCAAGGAGAGUCAAGACCAGACUUUGAUGGCAUAUCAGAUUGGGUUUGACCUGUACGCUAGCGCCACUCAGCAGUUCUUGGCCAGGGUUCAGGGCUCACUUCGCUCCUCUGGUCCCGUCUCUGACACAACGAGUAAGACAGAAACAGAGACCAAAGAUGGGGAAGAAAUGGAGACGGAUGAUACAAAACCAGAAACAAAUGGCACAGCUGAUGAAGGCACAUCUGUGGAUGGCCCUGCACCUGCUCAUAAGGAGGAGGACAAGGUGUACGCAGAUCGGCUGAGCAAGCUGAUGGAGAUUCUCAGUGGGAGCAUUACCAUAGGCAUCCACCUACAGUUCUUGAUACGCAGCAACAAAACAGACCUACAAAUCCUGAAAAACACAAAGGAUAUUGUGAGGAAUUCAGUAUGUCACAACGCUACCGUCAUUGCCAACUCCUUCAUGCACUGUGGCACCACGUGCGAUUCUUUCUUGCGAGAUAAUCUGGACUGGUUAUCCCGAGCCACCAACUGGGCCAAGUUUACGGCCACGGCCAGCCUAGGGGUCAUCCACCGCGGCCACGAGAAGGAGGCCCUAAGCCUGAUGUCCACCUACCUGCCUAAAGACACGGGGCCUGGCAGUGCUUACCAGGAAGGGGGUGGUCUGUACGCGCUGGGGCUGAUCCAUGCUAACCACGGCGCUAACAUCAUUGAGUAUCUGCUGGGGCAACUCAAAGAGGCAACAACAGAUAUGGUACGGCAUGGUGGCUCUCUGGGCUUAGGCCUGGCAGCAAUGGGCACAGCAAGGCAAGAUGUGUACGAACAGCUGAAGUUUAAUCUUUACGAGGAUGAUGCAGUCACGGGUGAGGCUGCUGGGUUAGCUAUGGGCCUGGUCAUGAUUGGCUCCAAGUCAGCAUCAGCCAUUGAAGACAUGGUCAGCUAUGCACAAGACACUCAGCACGAGAAGAUCCUACGUGGUCUCUGUCUCGGUAUUGCCCUGACAAUGUACGGCCGACUAGAAGAAGCCGACACCCUAAUAGAGAGUCUGUCUCGCGACAAGGACCCAAUCCUGCGACGUUCCGGCAUGUACACCAUCGCGCUGGCGUACUGCGGCACGGGCAACAACCAGGCCAUCCGCAGGCUCCUUCAUUUCGCUGUCAGCGAUGUUGAUGAUGACGUGCGACGGGCAGCCGUGACUUCGCUGGGAUUCAUCUUGUUCAGGACUCCAGAGCAGGUCCCCAGCGUCGUGUCCCUCCUGUCGGAGAGCUACAACCCCCACGUCCGGUACGGGGCUGCCAUGGCGCUAGGAAUCUCAUGUGCCGGGACAGGAAAUAAGGAGGUUUUGAGUCUCUUGGAGCCGAUGAUCAGCGAUUCUGUCACCUACGUCCGACAAGGCGCACUGAUCGCCUCAGCCAUGGUGCUCAUCCAACACAAUGAGAACACCUGCCCCAAGGUGACCACAUUCCGUAAUUUAUAUACCAAGACUAUCGGCGACAAACACGAAGACGUUAUGGCCAAGUUUGGAGCCAUCCUAGCCCAGGGUAUAAUUGAUGCAGGUGGGCGUAACAUGACCAUCAGUAUGCAGUCUGCCUCAGGCCACACCCACAUGUCGUCUGUCGUGGGCGUGCUCGUCUUCAUUCAUUUCUGGUACUGGUUCCCCCUGGCCCAUUUCCUGUCUCUCUCCUUCACCCCGGCUGCGGUCGUCGGACUCAACGCGGACUUGAAGAUGCCAGUCCUGCAGAUCCGUUCCAAUGCCAAGCCGUCUAUGUAUGCGUACACACCCCCUCUGGAAACGCCCAAGGAAAAGGAGAAGGAAAAAGUGGCCACCGCUGUCCUGUCCAUCACGGCAAAGGCCAAGAAACGGGAACGAAAGGAAGCGGAAUCCAAAAUGGAAGUGGAUGAGCCAAUCAAAGAAGAAGAAAAAGAUACAGACAAGGACAAGAAGGAAAAGGAAAACAAGAAGGAGAAAAAGGAAUCCAAAGAAAUCGAGAAAGACUCCAAGGAUAAAACCGAAGAGACAUCGACGAGCAAGGAAGGGGAAACUGAGGAGAAGAAAGAAAAGAAAGUGGAACCCCCCUUCGAGAUUCUCGCCUCGCCGGCGAGAAUCAUGGUCCCUCAGCUCAAGGUGUUGUCCACAGUAGAGGGCGCCAGAUAUGUGCCUGUCAAACAGCUCUCUGACGGUGGCAUCAUUAUGAUGAAGGACACGGCAAAAGAUGAACCAGAGGAAAUUGUACUCAAUGUCCCAGCUGGAGGACCCAAGAUGGAGGAAGAAGAGGAAGAGCCUGAACCUCCUGAGCCGUUUGAGUACAUUGAGGAUUAAGAUGGGCUAAGAAGGGGAUUUGAAUGGGAUUAAGGAUCAGAUUAAGUCUACAUUUGUUUCAAGAUUAACUUGAGGUGGAGGACCCAAGAUGAUGCAGAGAGACAGGACCUGAAUCUCUUGAGCCAUUUGAGCACAUUGGCGAUUAAGGGGAUUUCAAUGAGAUUAACGAUUAGAUUAAGAAUGCAUUCAUUUCAAGGUUAAAGCUGGAGGACUCAAGAGGAAGAAGAGAGCCGGAUCUUCCUGAGCCAUUUAAACGCAUCAAGAAUGGGAUUAUAAUGGGAUUAAAAAUGGGAUUUAAGAUCAGAUUAAGACUGCAUUCAUUUCAAGGUUAUCUCAAGCUGGAAGACUAAAGAUGGAGUAUAAGAAGAGGAGGAAUCCUUAUCCUACCAUCCUGAGCUGUUUGAGCACAUCAAGGAUUAAGAAUGGGAUUAUGUUGGGAUUAAGGAUCAGCUUAUGACUGCAUUAAUUUCAGUGCUACCUGGCUACUGGAUUAGUCCCUAGGCCCUCUGGCUAGGAUGCAACCUCAAUCCUGCAAAAAAACUUCAAAUUGCCACCAAGAAAAAAUUGGAUUCAGCCUCAAUCCUCCAAAAUCAUCGUUUUUUUCUUCAAUUUAGUCUAUGGAGGGUGACCACUGCCUCAAUCCUCCAAAAUCCUCUGCCAAUUACUGCUAUGGUUUGAGGCAGUGCAAAUGGUGUUUAGAAGCAGUGCGGAUGAAAUACGAGAGAAACGCUGGGCUUAUUUGUGCAUGGCUGAGUAUAACCAACGCAGGGUAUGGCCUACUGGCUUGACGUAAUGCAUCCUCCACAAAAAAGCGAUACAUCUUUGCCAUUCAUCCUCAAUCCUCUAAAAUCAUCCAAAACCAGCAAAGGGAUUUUGGAGGAUUGAGGAGAGUUAGGGUUUAGUAACAUUAUACAAGCGGAUACUAAGCAAAACUAACAGCACUUUUUCCCUACAAACACAUACAAAUUGGCCAUUUAUUUAAUAUAGGAAACAGCUGCAAUAUUAAGGGUGUGUUUUUCACUUCCCAAAGUCGUUCUCUUUAAUUCCUCCAACCAUCCUUUCCCCCAUUGUUCUAAAAGUUAUCACGGUUUUUUUUAAUGGUUUCUGCAAUUUGUCAGGGUAAGCUUGAAUCGAAUGAUAAGUAAUCAACUUGGAAACAAAUGUUUUGUUUAUGUAUGACUGUUCUUCUGACAAAUGAAAUUAUGAAUAUUUGUACUUUGUCAUUUACUUAAAACUUUAAAAAGUACCAAAGUACAUACAUGCAGGUGUUGAAAAUAAAUGCAAACACAGUAGGUUUAA
Molecule: messenger RNA, 4427 nt
Organism: Patiria miniata (bat star)
Lineage: Eukaryota; Metazoa; Echinodermata; Asteroidea; Valvatida; Asterinidae
Gene: psmd1
Product: 26S proteasome non-ATPase regulatory subunit 1-like
Exons: 25
Coding region: 123-3128 (1001 amino acids)
Biological process (GO): proteasome-mediated ubiquitin-dependent protein catabolic process; regulation of protein catabolic process
Cellular component (GO): nucleus; proteasome complex; proteasome storage granule
Molecular function (GO): enzyme regulator activity
Source: RefSeq, a predicted model, not a curated record